AAACUAUCUAUAAACUCAUAGAACGUUAAUUUGCCUAACCACACGUAUGCGUCCUAUAUUACGCAGUACAUAUCAAGCUGUUGGCCGUUCAUGUGACUCGUACACAAAUACGGAACGUAAUACGUAAAAUGCAUAUGUGUGUUUCACAUAUAUUCUAUAUGCAUGCGUGUACACAUUCAUAAGCAUGAUGUACUUAUAUAUCGUAUCGUCAUCAUCAGAGAAGCGAAGUGAGGUAGAGGCCACCCACUCUUUCCCACAGCAGGUUUUUCCCACGCCCCCCAGGGUAACCCCAACAUCCUUUUGCGGCAGCAAUUCCAGGGCAUCUACGGGGCAGAGGGGAGUAACUCACAUCAGAUUUAAAGUGGCGCGCGCGGCUAAAAUAAUGUCUAAGAGUUGGUAAGACUGUUCGGAAAAUUCGGAAAGUGAACAGGUGUUUUUUGAAUGGAUUAGGGAGAAUAGUCGACGAGGACGCAGAAGGAUUCACGAAUGGUGAACGAUCGACAAAUGGUGUAAUAUUUGUGAAUAAUCGACAAUUUAGAAAAUGCAUUGGGAUUUAUGUUUCAGUUCGAGCUAUUAUGAAAAAUGAGGUAAAUCAGCACAGGCAAUUAUGACAAGCCAUAACAUAGAUGACAAGGAUAGCAUGCAGCCAACCUAGCAUCUUUGUUGUACCAUAGAGAGAAUCGAAUCGGAGGUUAAAUAUGCCACACCAGUUUGGUUUGCCUACAAUGGCACAUGGAAUGCAAUCUCCUCCGUCGCCGACCUCGGUGAUGUCGGUUUACCCUCGAUAUGGAUCCGGUGUCUACAGACCGGAUCAUCAAGAUCAAAGGUUGACACGCGAAGCGAUGGAGCGUUAUUUGCGCGAUAGAAGCGACAUGGUUAUCGUAAUUCUUCAUGCUAAGGUUGCGCAAAAAUCGUACGGUAACGAGAAACGAUUCUUUUGUCCACCACCGUGUAUCUACUUGUUCGGAGAUGGUUGGAGAAUGCGUCAAGAACAAAUGCUUCGCGAAGGAGAGAGCGAACAGUCUGCUCAACUUUGCGCGUUUAUCGGAAUCGGUAACUCGGAUCAAGAUAUGCAACAGUUAGAUCUCAACAACGGUAAACAGUAUUGUGCGGCAAAGACAUUGUACAUUUCGGAUUCGGAUAAAAGGAAACACUUUAUGCUUUCGGUGAAAAUGUUCUAUGGUAGCGGACACGAUAUCGGCGUGUUUCACAGUAAAAGAAUUAAAGUGAUCUCGAAACCGUCUAAGAAGAAGCAAUCGUUGAAAAAUGCCGAUUUGUGUAUCGCGAGCGGAACAAAAGUGGCACUGUUCAACCGAUUACGGUCCCAAACGGUAAGCACGCGUUAUCUUCAUGUGGAAAAUGGAAAUUUUCACGCGAGUUCCACGCAGUGGGGUGCAUUCACGAUACAUUUAUUGGACGACAACGAGAGCGAAUCGGAAGAAUUUCAAGUGCGAGACGGUUACGUGCAUUACGGUAGCACGGUAAAGCUGGUAUGUUCCGUAACUGGAAUGGCGCUUCCGCGUUUAGUAAUUCGUAAAGUGGACAAACAAAUGGCCAGUUUAGAAGCGGAUGAUCCUGUUUCACAGCUGCACAAAUGCGCUUUUUACAUGAAAGACACGGAUCACAUGUACCUUUGUUUGUCCCAGGAACGCAUAAUACAGUUUCAAGCUACACCGUGUCCAAAAGAGGCGAACAAAGAAAUGAUAAAUGACGGUGCUUGCUGGACGAUUAUCAGCACCGAUAAGGCGGAAUAUCAAUUUUUCGAGGGUAUGGGACCGGUAAGAUCACCGGUGACUCCGGUACCGCUCGUUCACAGUUUGCAUCUGAAUGGCGGCGGCGACGUGGCGAUGCUCGAAUUAACCGGGGACAAUUUUACUCCGAAUCUUCAGGUGUGGUUCGGCGACGUGGAGGCAGAGACUAUGUACAGGUGCCAGGAAAGCAUGCUCUGCGUGGUACCCGAUAUAUCUCAAUUUAGAGGCGAAUGGUUGUGGGUACGGCAACCGACUCAGGUACCUGUUUCGUUGGUUCGUAACGACGGUAUCAUUUACGCGACCGGCUUGACGUUCACGUACACCCCGGAACCUGGUCCUCGGCCACACUGUCCGCCUGCAGACGAGAUCAUGAGAGCGCCGCGAACCAUGCACAAUCAAGCGAGUAUGCCACCCGCGAUCGCGGACGUACCCUGGAACACGCAUCAACCGCCUCAGUCGGGUCUCUGAUAUUUCCUAGAUAAUUACAGUGUGCAUCACCAAAGUUUACGACCUAGUGAGACGAACGCUGUUUCGAACGUUAUUCAUGCUCCGAACGAUAUUUCGACUUCAGUGGAUAACGAGUCGAUCGGCGACGAUACUAGCUCAACGACCUACGCGACGAAGAAUACGUUGCUCCGAGUCGAUAACGCGGUAGCAACCUUACACGAUACGAAGACGUAGCGAUUUUCGUCGCGUUGUAUCGUGUUGUUUCGCGUCAUCUCACCUCCCGCGAAACGUACUCCUCCGUGGAUAUGUACAAUGUGCCGUGUAUCAUUUCCCUAUGUUUAUAAUACGUAGGUUCCUAGCUUUAAGCGUUGAUACAGAGCGUUACACAGGGAUUAGAAUUUAUAGCGAUCUUAGAAUUAAGAGCUUUGUACGAAUGUGAAUAGCUAAUUAUUUGAUAGAACGGAGGAAUAGAACGGAUUUGUUAGUUCUACUCCCCCGUCUUCUACGAACCAUCUAAAUUUACGGCUUAGUCCGUACAGUUCCAUAUCGAUCGCUAACACUGGUUGUGUAUUCGACAUCGGUCCGACAAAAUCUCGUUGUCGAAGAAAUACUCUUUGAUUUAAAUGUUCGAGUCGCGAACGCGAUACAACAGACUUGCGAUGCAUUCUGUACGCGUAUACAUUUUACACGUUUAUAAAGCUCUAUAACCGAGAGAGUCUUGCGAUAAGCAACACCGUUUCGUUUAUCGCGAGUAGACGACCUGCGAGCGUCGAAGAUACCGAUUUAAGACAACAGGGAGAAUCCGAAGGUAACAUCAUGUACGCGUUGUUCAAAAAUUUUCCCACACUUUCUUUUCUCUUGUACAGUACCGAACACUUGGCUUUAACUAUAAGUUUGCCUUUGAUUCGGAGGUGUGCUACGGUUUUGACGUACAACCGCGUCGACGUAAAUUUCGUGAGAUAAUCGCGUUUGCGUAAUAAUACGCAAAAUUACAUGUAAUCUCAGAGAGACAUUUGCAAUAGUUUUACAAAAUUAUCUGCAUGACAUAGGAAUUAAUUUAGUUUUAACGGGGAAGGGGGGAAGAAACGAGUCGCGUUUUAAGGUCUCGUCAAAAUUACCUGUGCCACCUCGACUAAUUUAUCGCGCUCGGGUGUAUCAUGGUUUUCGUUUACCGAACAUUAUUUAUUUCUAUACAAUAUAUGUUAUUUCCCCGACGACACAUCUCGGAUCUUUAGCUUUUCUAACGUAGACGAAUAUCACGUUACGCACGCUUUUUAUUAAUCUCGCUCUAUUUAUCGGCACGUUGGUUUCUCGAAAUUCGCGAUAUCGUUUUACAAACAUGACCAUGCGCUUCAAAAGGUAUGACACGUAUCGAUGCAUUUCGGAUGGUUGAGACACAAAGAUGAAUCAACACACAUAUAUAUAUAUGUGUGUGUAUGUAUAUAUGCAUAUAUAUAUAUAUACGUUUUUAUGUCUCUCUAUGUUUUACAAUAAAUUUGAAAGAUUUCUAUAAUAAAGCCUUUUGCUUUA
This is a messenger RNA of Megachile rotundata (alfalfa leafcutting bee), 3728 nucleotides long. RefSeq names its product recombining binding protein suppressor of hairless (gene Su(H)). NCBI's taxonomy places the organism in Eukaryota, Metazoa, Arthropoda, Insecta, Hymenoptera, Megachilidae. Gene Ontology annotation, cellular component: nucleus. Gene Ontology annotation, biological process: regulation of transcription by RNA polymerase II. Gene Ontology annotation, molecular function: DNA-binding transcription activator activity, RNA polymerase II-specific; RNA polymerase II cis-regulatory region sequence-specific DNA binding. The record is from RefSeq and is a predicted model, not a curated record.